UCCAGGCUGCUCAACUCGGCAUGUUUCCCGCAGCUCCGUGACUCACAUUCAAAAGACAACGAAGCUGCAAUUGUAAGUGCUUACCUUUUUGCUCCGAGCAGUCUUCUAGUUUCCUUUCUGUGGAUCCACUAGUUUCAAAAACUUACGUGGCCUUUACUCCCGUCUUUCAAGUCACACUCUAUUCGUCCCAUCUAUAAAAAGAGUCCAUCACCCAGUUCUAUAAAAUGCUCCUCACCAGUCCAAUCACCUACCUCCUAACACUCGCUCUCACAGCCCCAACAAUGACGUACGCCACCAAAACCACUACCGUUCCCCCUUUCAACCUCUCCUCCCCCGCUGGCACCGACAUCUGGCGCAAACCACCCAGCCGCGACGUCUUCUCCGCACCUACCCACCCGGCCCCUCUGCCCAAGUACCCUCUCUCCUCCUUUCAGCGAGCUCGUCUGACGUUCACCCUCCCAUCCCAGUCCGCAUUGAGACAAUACGACCAAGCCGGCCUUCUCCUCCAUUUCACCAAACCGGGCCAAAAGGACAAAUGGCUCAAGACGGGGAUCGAAUUCUACUACGGGAAACCGUACAUUAGUACCGUGGGCACCGAUCAAUGGAGUGACUGGAGCGUUGUCCCCUUGCAAGAGGCCGGGGAUAGGCCGAGCGCGACGGUGGAGGCGAGGAGGGAGAAGGAUGCGUUGGGAAAGAGUUUGUGGGUUUAUCAGAUUGUGAGGGAUGGGGAGGGGAAGGAGGUGGAGAGGCAGCCGUUGAGGGAGGUGAAUUGGGUGUUUGCGGAGGAGGAGGGGUGGGAGGUCGGUGUGGGUGGGUAUGUGGCUAGGCCUACGGUGGAGGGGGGUGAGGGGGAGUUGGAGGCUGAGUUU
Westerdykella ornata is the source of this 869-nucleotide messenger RNA. RefSeq lists its product as uncharacterized. The transcript has a single exon. Lineage: Eukaryota; Fungi; Ascomycota; Dothideomycetes; Pleosporales; Sporormiaceae. The record is from RefSeq and is a predicted model, not a curated record. The annotation marks the transcript as partial.